AAACAAGAACAAAACAACACAACAAAGUGUGCAAUGCUAUCUGAGGAUGACAUACUGUAUCUUCAGGUAGCACCAGAGGCCCCUGGGGCAAAAAAACUCAUGUGUUGGGACAAGUGCUGCAAUUAUAUGACACACUGGAACAGCCAAACUGCUCUCUGUUCACGCAGAACGCACAACUUUUAUAAACUUCUAGAAAAAGCAGCCAAAUCAGUCAAACUCAUUUUGACUUUGAUUUUUUUUUAAAGACAACAAAAUGAUUCAGCCUGUAGCAACAACGUUGAGGCAUAAGGACAUAUGGCUCCAACGCCUCUCCUGACUCAAUUUAUGGAAACUAAACGAGGAGGAGGUAAAUCCCGCCCCGCCAGCUGGGAGGGGUGAGACAGCUGGACGGAGCUGGACGGAGCUGGACACGCACAGUGCGCAGAGGACACGAGAGGAAAAGUUCGGCGGACGCAGUGGCUGUUUGAUGCUCACGUAAUAAUACGGAAUUUUGACUACACGUCGAAUAGGUUCAAUUUUUGGCAACCGCAUAUUCUACACCAAUACAUCUUUACGGACCAGAGAGAGAGAGAGAGAGAGAAGGAGAGAGAGAGAGAGAAGGAGAGAGAGAAGGAGAGAGAGAGAGAGAAACUUCCAAACUACAAAUCUUCACAUGGACCGGACGUUUAGAUGAAGACAAUGACUCCAAAAGGCACUUGAAGAAACUGUACAAUGAGUGUCCUCCCCCUGCUGUGUCCAGCGCUGUGGCACCCUCUGCUGUGUGACUGAAGAAGGCCAGAAAGGGCAGGCAGGAUGGGAAACACAUUGGAGGAAGGGAUGAAUAUUGUCAUCAUCACCCACUACAACCACUCAGGGAAGUGGGACCGGCCUCGCAGCAGCGGGGCCUGUAAGAUGGCUGUGCUGCUCUUCAUCUGCGUGCUGAUUGUUUUGGAGAACAUCACCGUUCUGCUCGCUCUCUGGAGGAACAAGCGCUUCCACAGCCGCAUGUACUUCCUUAUAGGAAACUUGGCGCUGUCAGACCUGCUGGCUGGUGUGGCCUACAUAGUUAACAUCUUUACCUCAGGACGUAACACCUUCUUCCUGACACCAAUGCAGUGGCUGGCCAGGGAAGGGAGCAUGUUUGUGGCCCUCAGUGCCUCCACAUUCAGCCUUCUGGCCAUUGGGAUUGAGAGGCACAUGACUAUGGUGCGACUGCGUCCAUGUGAGACAGCAGGUCGAGGGAGACUUCUAGCACUAUUGGCGGCCUGCUGGCUCGUGUCAUUGCUGUUCAGUGCCCUGCCCAGCCUGGGGUGGAACUGCCUGAACAAUCUUUCCUCCUGCUCCACAGUGCUGCCCCUUUAUGCAAAGAGUUAUGUGGCUUUUUGCAUCAGUGUCUUCAGUGCGCUGUUGGUAGCUAUAAUCAUUCUCUACAUCAGGAUUUAUCGCCUGGUGACCUCUAGUGGCCGCAGAGUGAGCAGCCGGCCUUCAGAGCACUCACUUGCCCUGCUGCGGACAGUGGUUAUUGUUCUUGGUGUGUUUGUCAUGUGCUGGGCCCCUUUAUUCUUCCUGCUGCUGCUGGAUGUAUAUUGCAGCCCAGUUAAGUGCCCUGUGCUCUAUGAGAUGGACUGGUUCAUCGCACUGGCUGUGCUCAACUCUGCCCUAAACCCCCUGAUAUACACUCUGUCCAGCAGGGAAAUGAGGGCGGCCUUUUUCCGGCUGUUGUGCUGCUGUCAAGCCAGCAUGGAGCCCGCUGGGACUCCUGCGGUGGGUAGCCCCCACCAGGGCACUGUCAUCCCCACAGUGGAGAACAGCAAGACUAGUUUGGGCAGAGUGGGGGGCAGUGGAGCUGGAAAAUCCACGCUGGCUAGAGAAAAGGUUCCUACACCUGUGAACUCUGACAACAAACACAGGGAUCCCUCUGCCACUGCUGUGCCCCAUCCCUCUGGGCCUGCAGACCUGCUCUCAGCUGUGCUUGUGAAGGCGGGCGCGCUGCAAUCCCUCAGCAAGUUCUGAGCAGAAGCACCUUAAUGAAGGAGACAUAGAACUGACAUAGUCCUGCUAUCAGGCGGUUUUUGUUCAUGCACGAUGGCUAGUGUAGCAUGGAUACAGUAAAGUACUGAUAAAACAGCAACACUAUUCCCUUUUUUACCAAAUAAUAUGAUAUUGUAGAUUGGAAUACAAUCAAAUUCAUUUUAAGCCACUAUUUACAGCAACCUACUCACAACACUAGACUAACUGAACAUUUGUGUGAAUUAGUGUUGUGUCUGUCAAUGUGUUUUAUUUAAUCUUCUCAUUAUAAGUAGAAAAGAUCAAGUUAGGGCACUUUUGUACAUGUGCUAUAUGCAAAUACUCUUAAAACAACUGCAUUUUGUAUCACAACUUGACCUGGUAAACUAUUUUCUGUGAAAACAUUUGCCACUUUAAAAUUUAAAAAUAUUUGCUAUAUAUUUUGCUUAGUGUGCAUAAAAACCAUCAUGGUACUAGGACUUGAUCAUCCAUUUUGUUAGGAUUUGACAUGCACUAAAACCUUUAAUCUUGUUGUGUGUUAAUUUGUCAGACUAGUGGCCCUGUGAGGCUGUAAUGCUCAUUACACAUCAGACAGCAAAAUUGCUGGAUAAAUGAAAAAUGGCUAGACAACAUUGCUAUUAUUAGAUUGUUACCACUAGUGGACAGGUUUGUUCAGAUAGUGGUGCUAUACAGGAAAAGUGCUGUUUUACUUAGAGUAAAUAGGUUCAUCUUCUCUACAGUAGCCAUUUUUGGCCAUUUCAGGCUCAACUUUACGAUGGCACAACUGUUUUAUCUUUCAUCAGUCUAAGGUCUACUGUGUCAGCACCAGCUGCACUGUGAGCUGAAUUAGUGCGGCUAAUGACUACACUCAUGGACAUUUUUGCUUCUCAUCAGCACAUUUAGAAACCACUCACAUGUCAGCUAACCACUAGUGAAUAGAAGUGUUGGAUGUGAAUUCUUUAAUGGUGGUAGACUGUAAAUGACUUUUCUGCCUAGGGUGAUGUAUUGUCUCAUAGCACUACAUACUGUAACAAAUAAAAUAAAUCCUAUUCCCUUUUUAUGACAUUUUCAAGUGUCAUGUCGUUAUAUUAAAUCAGUGGCUUGUCUGUUUUCAGCCCCCUUCCUCUCACCCAAGCUCAGUCUCUGUGCUGAGCCUCUGCAGUGUCAUGGAGCAUACAAGUGAGUGAUUUUGUUUGUAUCUUUUGUACCAUAUGAUUGGUAUAUGUUAACGCAUAUCAGCUUGUUAUAGUCAGUGAAGGAACGCUCUGAUUUGCAAUUUUAUAAUUUCCUAUUCAGACAGAAGAAGAGAGACAAAUGCCCUCUGACUUCAUCUGCUCCACUAAUUUAUUAUCUUAAUAGUAAGCUGAUUGAUGCUCUCUUAUUUCUAUCCAUGGGAAAACCUGGGUCAGGCAGUGAUGAAUAAUGCAGAGAAAUUCUUGAUAUUUAUUUUAACUAGGGGCUUUCAGCUGGGUGAGAUGAGAUACAGCAAGUAGUAGUCAUAAAAUGUAUACUGAAUCAAUCUGACUUUGGGGAGCUUCCUGUUACUGAAAAACACUCUAUACAAUCUUGAGAAGGCUCUAAUAUGCAAAAAUUAUAUAACCAGACUGGCUGAGAUUGUGUGAAAUGUUUUCUUGAGACAUCCUGUCAGUUUCUGUUUGAGUUAAACAAUGAAGGUAUGGGGAUAAUCACAUCACAUAUACAGUAGGUGCAGGGGAUGUUUAAUAAAGAGCUACUGACAGCAUUGUUAAAAGGUUGGCACAGAGUUAUACAUUCUGAGAAAUGUUGACAUACUUUAAGUGGAUAAGUUUGUUUUCUAGAUGUGGAUAACUAAAGACAUUCCAAUCAUGUUUGAACCCAGUAGAUGGGCUGAUAGCAAUGAAAUUUGUUGUUCAUUGCACAGGAGCUGACAGACUGGCAUUUCAUACUCACCUCAGCCAGAGGAUGCAUCUCUGCUCCGCACCUCCAUUUGUGAUGAAAAGGAGGUAAUACCAGCUGAACAUUUCCAUCUGAAAGGUCACUGACUGCUUCCUGUCAGACAUAAUUGAACACUUUCUUUCCUGAAUUGUAGCCUUAUGGAACAUUAGAAAAUGCCACAAUGUUGAGCUGCAUAGCAUCAUUUGCCGUUAGUGAAUCCUCUGCUUCCUCCUCCCUUUCCCUCAUUUUCAUCUUGUUUAUUCAACGUAUUCUUUUCCUCCUUACAAAUAUUAUCUUGAUUCAAAUUGUCAUUAGAUUUGAUUAUAAGAUUUGGGCGUUGUUUUAAAAUCUCUUACAAUAUAAAUAGAGUUACUCCAUAAAAGGUAUUUUUGCACUUUUAGACUUUCACUUUUAGCAUCAUGAGGAAGAGCAAGCAGUGUCCGGUAACGGCAGCUAAUGCAUAGCAGGUGUGCUGUCAAUUCAACAAUUAGGCUUUCUGCUUUGGAAAUACAAAGUGUUUCUAGAAUCCAGUUUUUGCCUCAAAGUUUUAAUCAUUUAAAUCAGGAACUGUGUCUUAUCAAAAGUUUUAUGGCAUGGGAAAAACUUAUAGCAAAGAUGAUAAUAACAAAGCAAUUCAUCAAAUUAUUGACUAAAGUAAAUAUUGUGAUCUCUUCCUUCUUAAUGAAACAUUUUCCAUUAGCCAAUAUAAACCCUUUUUGUUUACAUGACAUUCAAAGCUCUGGGGAGUGGUUAUGUGUUGAUGUUCUUACAGUCUUUCAGUCACUGCAGUGUUUUUGUUAGCUGUUGCUUCCUGACACUACUUAAUGCUGCUGGUUUUAAAUUAAAGCUCAAAAUGGCAACACUGCUUCUGUCCUUCUUGAAAUAACUCCACAUAUAAAGUCAACAAUGCAGCCAGUAACAAACAAUAAAUCACUCUAAAACUAGAGCACUCAGAGACUGCAAACCUCUGCCAAGGCAGAUCCAUUUCCCCAUAAUGCCAUUCCACCUCAAAACAAUAGUCCCAUGAUAAUUUGAUCCUGAUAAUAUGAUUCCUUGACCAUUAAAACCUACCACAUUGAUAUCAUUAUAUCUAUGAUGAUCACAUUGAUAUCAUCAUUAGUUUGAAAGUUAUUCAAGAAAAAUGAUAUUUCAGUAAUGGCCGUUUUCCUCAGGGUCUAGCUCAGUAGCUUUUAAAAAUGUGUCAAAUCUAUUGGCACCAUUUGAUCUAAGUUGUGAGCCUCUAGCUCUGUUUGCUGUCUCACAUUAGUGAGUUUUAUGUGAGCCCUACAAAUUUGAAUAUUCUGGAUCUACUGAUCCAAAAUAUUACUUGGAUUACUUGGAUCCAGAUCAGACUUUUGAUGUGGAUGCAAUCUUGCAAAUUUUGUCUCGACAUUCUAGACCCUGUGUAUGAAGUCAGAGGCCAAAAUACUGAAAAUGAUCCUAUCUCACAAUGGUGACGAAUCUCUUAAAAAAUCCUGGAUCCGGAUGAUGAGUCGGAUCGGUUGUUCCUUGGGCUGUACCCUACUUCAUAACAUUUUCAUCCAAAUCAAUGCAUUACUUUUUGCAUUAUACUGUGAAGAAACUAACCAACAAACAAACAAAUGUUGAUAAAAAUGAUAACUAUGGCUACUGAAAAUGAGACUUAAAGACAAAAUUUUGCACAUCCCACCCGUUGUCAUCCUCACUCUUUUAUUUCAUUACAUUUGCCUUUGUUCCAUGUCUAGAUAAAGCAAAAGCAUCUUAAAUGUGUUCAGUAAAAUGAAUAAAUUCGUUUUCUGUCAAAUCUUCUUUGUAACCAGCUUUGACAGAUUCCUUUUCUCCAAAUAUCUAAAACAAACACCAUUUAAUCGCUGCUUGUGCUAAGUGGGUCAAACACCUUAAUAAAUCAUGUUAACUAAAUAACCAUCACCCGUCUUCUUUGAGGAUUUAGACAUGGUGGAUUUAUGUCAUUCUCUGUGGACAAUGCCUAUUUGCAUAUGACUAAUGUGAACACGAAGGAGAACAAGAGAAUCAUGCCACCCCCUGUCAUUGUGAUCCCAGCUUUAUACUGCUUUGUGGUGAGGAAGAGUAUGCACAUGUGUUUGUGUGUGUGUGUGUGCAUUUUCACACGUCACCUUUUCAUGCAGACAGGCGUGUAUGUGCUGUGUGUGUUUGAAAAUCAGAACAAAGACUCCAUCUGGUCUGAGCCACUGAAUGUGCCAGCAUGAAACACUUCUGUCAUUCUGAAGUCCUUUUUUGAAGCAGCUCAGCGGCCAGGCAGAGACCCGCGAGGGGUCCCAUUUGAAGCAGGCACUCACGCAGGGAGCCCCCAGCUAAAGUCAUUUUCUCCUUUCCGAAUGAGUUGUACCACUUUCACCAGAGGACACACGCAUUCAUCUGGUGAGUGGUGAUUUUCCUCCCCUUCCUCCACCUCAGUGGCUCUGGUUCAUUACAGUGUAAUUACAAGUAGAGCAAAGCGAGUGAACUCCUAGGCAAACUUUGGCAAUAAGAUCCUCAGACAGGAUCAGAGGGUUUUAUCCAGGGAGCAGUUGGGAAGAAACUGUAGGAGCCAGGUCAAAGGUCACUUUGUAGUAGGAAAUCUGAAGGAGCUGGCUGAAAUUUGGAUUGGUGGAUAUUCCUCCCAGCAUUCCUCUUUACACCCCACUGCCAUUAGAUUUAGUGCUGAUCAAGAAGAGUCGAGCCAAGGUUCUGCAGGCAUACUAAAGUCAUUUUAACAUCAAGUACGUCAUUUUAUCACCAUUUUCUUUCUCCUAAGGUACCAAAAUCAUCCUUCCAUUGAUAUCAUAUGGGAGCCCAGAGACUAAUGUGUGCCUUAUAGGGCUCCAACUCAUACUUACUUUCAUCAUAGGUUAAUAUCUCAGUUAUUUGAUUAAUCAUUUGGACUCUGUCUCUUACAGUCUAAUCACCAAGAUGUUCAAUUUCAUAUGAGAUGAAAUUGAAAAGGCAGGGGAAAGAUCAUAUUUCAGAAGCUGAAACCUGCAACCCAAUGAUUAAUCUAUUGUUGAAAUUGUUUUCAAUUUUUCACUAAACUGAAUAAUUGAUUGAGUAAUUGUUAUAUAACUGCAUAAAAAUGAGUCCAGAUCUUAAAUAAAAACUGGUUUCUUCUACCAAAAUCAAGCAUGUUUUUCUCUUAAGGACAGGGAAACCAUUGUGCCAUCAUGUCUGUGCCUGACCCUAGCAAUGACUUGCACUCUCAUGAUACUCAUUCCACCUUAACAAAACUUGAUGUGUUUUUAUUUUUGCUCACCUUUCAUUACAGUAGGUAAAUAUUGGACUCACCAGUGUACACAGUAUGAAAAUGGAACCUGGUCCUCAUUAGAAACAAAGAGGAAAGUACACGGUGCAUUUGUAUAGAUGUCUCAAGCUUCCUCAGCUUAUCUCAUUUCUUCUUAAAUUUGAAACAACUGUUCAUCUGAGCAGAUCUGGACCAGCAAAUUCUUGAUACCACAGUGUUGUAAACAUGAGAAGACUUCUCAGUACUUUGCACCUUGUACAGUAUACACAACAUAGAGUAUACCAGCCUUUGAAUGCUAUCCAAUUAUAACAGAUAGGUGGCAGGGCUGGAUAAGCAAUCUUACAAAUAUUCCCCUCUACCCAAAAUCCCCUGAGAACAGCAGCUGUUUCAUCUCCAGACCAUCUCUGAUUGCAAUCUUCUGGCAGGGCCUGACAGCAUCGACACACCUGCUCACACUGACCUCCAAGCUACCUCCUCCAUGUCUGCCUGCCACAACUGUAAGGAUUAGCAUGUCUGGGAUAGAGGAUAAGCGAGAGGGAGGACGCUGGCCUUUUAGUCUGACAUGCGAAUCCUAUCCCUCACUUGUGGCAUUGAGCAUGUGUGCACAGCUGGUUGAUCCCCUGCCUCUGUGCAUGCAAGCAGCCUGGAGGGUUGUGUUUGUUGUAUGAAAAAGCAAUUAGAGGUGGAAGCUUUACCAGAAGUAGUGAGUAAAAAGCAGGAUUCCUUUUAAAAUUCGAUCCUUCAUGAGAAUCACAGCUUUAGGGAAGUGCAGUAUGAACUCCAUUAUCAGUUUAAAUGAAACCUAUUAACAUCAAGGCUUUUAGUUAGUGAAGUUAUAGCAUACUAGACCGUUUUUAAAAGUUUUGUUUGACCUUUAAUCUCAGGUGGUGGCUUGAGAUUUUUAAAGAGCUCUGGGCAAAAUGGCAAUAUAUAUGCUUUGCCAGUAAUCAUUUUAUACAUUUAGGUUAUCUAUUUUUAAAUAUUUAAUGAUUUAUUUUUAAAAAUGUCUUUAUGGAUAUUUUUUUACACUAGUACACUGUGUGUCUCUACAAGACAAUGAUUAAUUGCCCCUUGUCACAUCCUACAUUUUGACUUGUCACAGUAGAAAAAGCCCAGGUGUUACUUAAAACAUUUACAAUGACUGUUCUAGUCAAAGCCAUGACCAUGUGCUAACCAACAUGAACAUAUGAAGGAUCUUGAAACUGAAGCAGUUAAAUGGAAUCAUCCAUCCAUUCAUUAUUUGUACUCCUUAUUCGUGAACAGGGUUUGGGGGGCUGGGGCUAAUCCCAGCUGACAUUGGGCAAGAGGCAGGGACCACCUUGGACCGGUCACCAGCCUAUCACAGGGCCUACGGGCAACUUAGAGUCGGCAAUCAACCCGUGGGACUGUGGGAGGAAGCUGGAGUACCUGGAGAGAACCCACACAGGUACAGGGAGAACAUGCAGACUCUGCACAGAAAGGACCCAGGUCGGCCCGGAACCUUCUUACUCUGAGGCGAUACUAACCAUUACGCCACUGUGCCACCCUAAAUGGAUUUCAGUCAUCUUUUAUUAUAUUAGCUACAUUUACUUUCCUACUGUGACAUGUCAAAACCUAUAUCCUCACGUUGGACACCUUUGUUUUCAUGUACCUGUAUCAUGUCUCUGUCAGGCCAUGCAUGUGUGCAUGUUCUGUGGUUUCCUAACAUGCUCUCUUGCUCUGUGGUGAUCACAGGUGUUCAUUUCUCUAAGCCUGUCUGAUGGAUCAACAGCUGCUCUCAUUGCAAAGUCACAGCCCCCCCUCCCGAUCUGACAUUACGCAAAUACCGAUUCUAAUAUGACAGCUGCACACACACUGACAUUUCACAAUUGACACAAACCAGAAUCACAGGAUAAUGCCGAGAACACUGUGCUGUUCCUUCCAACCUACACAGAUCUGUUCAUUUUAUAUUAGGCAACCUGUACUCUACUGGAAACCAGCUAACAGAAAUACUGAGAAAAACUGAGACAAUGUAAGAGCUACACAAAAGAAAAAUGGGAGCAUGAUAUCUGUUUGAUUUUUACAUGCUGCAUUGACACUGUUGUUAUUAUUCAUAUCUCUCUCCAGGGAGCCCUGUUUGAAAAAUGGGACUAUGGCAGCCCCCCCUUUCUGUCACUAUCUCCCUCUCUCUCAUAAACACCCACCCACACUUAUUUGGAGUCUCACUGGGGAAGUACAGCCAGGCAGGCGGUGUCUCCCUCCUCCUCCCUCCUGCCGCCAUCAUCUUUGUCCCCCCUCGUCCCAUUUUCUUUCACUCUUUCUCCCCAGCUCAUGAACCAGCUCGUCUCCUCUCUCCGUCACGUGGGUAAUCAGCCUCUGCUAUUUCAUUUGGCUCAGUAAUGAAAGCAAUCCCAGCACUUUACACUGCAGUACAGCCCAAAUAAUGAGGGCUGCCUUACCCCUAUCCUCACCCUCUCCCUCCCAACCCUGCUGUUAAUGGAUGGAGGCAAGCAAAUGUGUGUAUUUGAGUAUGUGAAACAUACAAUCUUGCCAAGUCCUUUAUGCAUCGUUUCCUUCUUUCUCUUCUGAAAAUUCAUCUAUAUUAGU
Monopterus albus (swamp eel) is the source of this 9700-nucleotide messenger RNA. RefSeq names its product sphingosine-1-phosphate receptor 3a (gene s1pr3a). Gene Ontology annotation, biological process: G protein-coupled receptor signaling pathway. Bases 793 to 1992 code for a protein of 399 amino acids. The transcript is spliced from 2 exons. Gene Ontology annotation, cellular component: membrane. The record is from RefSeq and is a predicted model, not a curated record. Gene Ontology annotation, molecular function: sphingosine-1-phosphate receptor activity. NCBI's taxonomy places the organism in Eukaryota, Metazoa, Chordata, Actinopteri, Synbranchiformes, Synbranchidae.